Molecule: messenger RNA, 3369 nt
Organism: Batrachochytrium dendrobatidis JAM81
Lineage: Eukaryota; Fungi; Chytridiomycota; Chytridiomycetes; Rhizophydiales
Exons: 4
Coding region: 1-3369 (1122 amino acids)
Biological process (GO): rRNA processing
Cellular component (GO): small-subunit processome; nucleolus
Source: RefSeq, a predicted model, not a curated record
AUGGUUGGACUAUAUGGCAAGACAAAGAGUGCACACAAGAGUAGCAAUCGCAAGAGCAGUCACAUCAAAAAUCCUCGUAAAGAUAGCAAACCAUUCAAAUCAACUUCUCGAGAUGCAGAAGAUAUGUAUGAAGAGGUUGAUUCGGAUGAGGAUGCUCGAAAAAUUCUUGCUCGACGAGGUGGUGGUGGUGGUGCAGUCGGACGCACUCUGGACGACGUUGGUACCAUUGACUUUACUGUAAAUGAAAUUGACGAGGAAGACGACGAGGAGCUCGAUGAUAGCGAAGCAUUCAAUUCUAGUGACGAGGAAAAAUAUGGCAUCUUUUUUUUAUCAAACAAGACCAAAAAGACUGAAAAAAAGACCAAAAAGCAAGACAAUUCCAAUGGCAUCAACAUGGACGAAACCAAUGAAAAAAGCGAGAGUGAAGAUAGUGAGGACAGUGAGGAUGAUCAGGCAGACGAUGGUGACUAUAUGGAUAUUUCCGAUAUGCUUAAUCAAAAUGGCGGCUCUCAGACAAAACCAGACAUUUUGAAAUCUACUUUAAGCGAGCCCAGCAAUCACCACAAAUCUAUUAACAAUCAGUCUAAAGCCAGUAGCACUUUCUCCAUGUUACUCUCCAAUAACUCUGAUUAUCUAGGCUCAGAUGAUGACAAUGCAAAUUCGACUGAUUUACAUGAUAUCAUGUAUAGCGAUAAUAACGAAUCUGAUGGAGAUACUGAAGAUCUUUCCAAGCUAUCCACAUUCAUACAGAACAUGAGUAACGACCGAAGCGAUGCUUCUCGAAAGAGAAAACGCUUACCUGAAUUCACAGAAGCAUUUGGCGAAUCAGAAUUUGGACUCGAAGCAAAGUCUAAAUCCAAUACAUUGCAUUCUCGCAAAAAAAUCGAGCUUGAUGAUUUGGUGGGUGUAAUUGACGAUGAUAUCAACUUCAAUAACUUGAAAAAGCAGCUCGAAAUUCAUGAUCGUGAGGGAAAGAAGCAAGCUGUGGCUGCACCUCUUCCACAUGUUGUACAAGAUCGUUUAAACCGUCAAGCUGCAUAUCUCGAAGCCAAAAAAGAGGUGUCUAAAUGGUCCGCAGUCGUCAAGAAAAACCGUGAAGCAGAUUCGCUUUCUUUUCCCAUGGGCCUUUCUCAAACAAAUCAUAUCACUAGCGGUGCGCUAAUUGGAAAGUUUUCGCCAAUGACUGAUCUUGAAAAGGAAAUUGAGCAGAUGCUACGGGAGAGUGGUCUUGUAGAGCAAAAACAAAAAGAGAUGGAAGAACUAGAGCUCAACAAAAUAUCGUCAAAAGAGCUGAUUGAGCGCCAAAACGAACUGGCAAAAAUGCGAUCGCUCAUGUUUUACAAAGAGCAAAAGCAAAAGCGAAUAGCCAAGAUUAAAAGCAAAACCUAUCACAAAAUCCACAAGAAAAAGGAUAAAACCGACAAUCUUUCGGUCGAGGAACUCAAAAAACUUGAUCCUGAAUUUGCUCAAGACAAAAUUGAACAAAUGGAGCUUGACCGUGCCAAAGAACGCAUGUCCCUAAAACACAGAAAUGUAGGCAAAUGGGCCAAGCAGAUUUUAGGGAAAAACGAUAUAGAUUCUGAAUCUCGCCAGGCUUUGGCUCUCCAACUAAAAAAACAUGAUGAGCUGAAACGUCGCAUUCGUGGUGUUGAUUCUGACGAUUCUGAUGGAUACGCCGAUCUUGCAUUGGAUCUGGAUGGUAAAGAGUUUGUUGAGGAUGCUGCUGAAGCACGACGUAAAGGAAUCAGUCAACUGGAUGCUCUUGAUGCAGAAAUUAGAGACGAAGACAACAGUUCUGGAAAAGGACUGCUUUCAAUGAAAUUUAUGCAGCGUGGGUUGGCUCAGCAGAAAAAAGAGGCAAGAGAGCUUGCUCAACAAGCACGAUUGGAUUUGGAACGCGAAGAAGACGAGAAUGAUGGUGUGGUUAAACCUAAUAGCACUGUCGAUAAAAGUCAAUCGGAUGGAAAUACUGGUCGCAAAGUGUUUGGACCUCAGUCUCGCUCGUCUGGCGCUAAAACCCUUGAUUUUGAUGAUGAUAAUACUGAGGAGUUUAAAAUGGAUGUCGACAUGAAUUUGCAUAGCGUCCGAGCCUCAGGUCCAGUUACCAUUGAUUUUAAAACAUCAACAUUCAAGAGCAAUAGGCUUGACGUCAAGUCUAACAAUAUACCUUUGGAAAAGUCACAGAAACACCUUUUCAAAGUUGAAUCGUUUGAUUUGGAGGAUGAAAAGCAAUCUACAUUUGUUGGGGACGCCAACAAAACCAAGAUCACUGCCCUCAAACCUGCUGCUUUUCCCAGUUUGUCUACGGAGGUGACUAAACCAUUAGAUCCAAUUGAAAGCAGCAAAUCAAAAUCUAUUCACGAGGCACCUUCAAAUAAAUCUGCUACCAAGCCAAACAAACUCGACAAAACUUCUUCAGAAAAUCAACAUCAUGAAAGUGAUGAUGAUGCAAAUCCUUGGCUUACAUCAGUAUCUGAAACAGCAGUUCAAAAAUCUUUAUCUGGUGCACAUAGUCACGAUCGAAAGAUUAACAAGGCAAACAAAGCUCAAGCCAAACUCUCCCAGCAAGUACGUGAAACACGCAAGGUAUUGAAUGAGCAUGACAAUGAUGAUGAUUCAUUAGAACUGGAAGGUCUCGAGGAUGAAAAACCUGCCACACCCACUCCUAAUACACAUGAACCAUCCUCUUUUGCAUCCAACAAAAAAAACGCAUCAUCCACUUUAUCUAAACAAAACGGGGCCAAGUUUACGUCUGUAGUAGAUGAUUCUGAAACUGAUUCUGAUGUAGAAGCACGAGCAGAGAAUGCACGGCCAGCCAUGGUGCACAAAUUGCAUGCGACUGCAUUAAAUCAAGUUGAUUUGAUGCGGAUGGCGUUUGCAAAUGAUGAUGUACUAACUGAUUUUCAAGAAGAAAAGAAGCGGAUCACAAUGAAAGAUGAACCUGUUGCACCUGUUGAAGUUCCUGGAUGGGGAUCUUGGUCUGGACCUGGAUUGCUGAACUCGGGAAAUAGUAAAAAGAACAAGCACAAAAAAGGAGAUGAACAAAAAGGGUCAAAGAAGACAGAUACACCAACGGCUGCUACUUCUCUUAAAAGUGGUCCACGACGCGCGGACUCGGACCUAUCGCAUGUUAUAAUCAAUACAAAAGCGAUGUCAAAGGUUUCAAAAUAUGUGCUACCUGAGUUGCCACAUGGAUUCUAUACUAGUGAGCAGUAUGAGCGCAUGAUUCAAAUGCCUUUGGGACGAGAAUGGAACACCCAAUCCGUGCACGGUAAAUUGGUUAAACCUCGUGUUCAAACAAAGCUUGGUACUGUUAUUCAACCUCCCAAGCUGCUUGCUAAAAAAUCUACUACCAAAAAGAAUAAAUAA